This is a messenger RNA of Mercenaria mercenaria, 5704 nucleotides long. RefSeq names its product titin homolog. The transcript is spliced from 14 exons. The record is from RefSeq and is a predicted model, not a curated record. Lineage: Eukaryota; Metazoa; Mollusca; Bivalvia; Venerida; Veneridae. Bases 1 to 4740 code for a protein of 1579 amino acids. Gene Ontology annotation, biological process: positive regulation of extrinsic apoptotic signaling pathway; TRAIL-activated apoptotic signaling pathway. Gene Ontology annotation, molecular function: caspase binding; death receptor binding. Gene Ontology annotation, cellular component: cytoplasm; CD95 death-inducing signaling complex.
AUGUCUAAAGAAGAGCUUAACAACGAGAUCUCCGAUAGUCAAACAGAAAACACGCCAGCCGAUAGCGACUUGAAUACGCAACAAAAUGUGGAGCCCAAUUUAAUACAGGAAAGUAGUGACACUAAUCAAUUGCCGAAUAAAACUGAUCAUAAAAUAAAUAGCGACUCAUUGGAUGAAAGUAGGGAUUCUAAUUUAAUAUCGGAGGAUUUAAAGAAUGUAAAUAAACAUGAUGAUAGUGGCUCUGUUAAUGAAAAAUCGACCUUAGAUAUUGAAAAGUCGGCCGAUUCAAACAAUAUUGAUGAUAAAAGUCAGUCACAAUGUCUUACGGAAGUAAGCAGCAGAAACGAAUCUGACAGCACAAAUUUGGCUGAAAACGCGGUAUUAGCUGCAGAAUCCAAUAAAAGUGGUGGUGAAAAUAUAGAAAGCUCUCGUGAAUCAUUGCCAAAAUCUGUCUUGCACUCGGAAGCGGACAUUAAGGAAAGUCAGGACAAUAAGGAUUCUAAAAGUGUUACAUCAGGAGCAGUUGCUGAUGAUAAAACUGAUGUUGAGGGGGAAAUUGGCAAAGCUGACAAUAAAUCAACUGGCCUUUGUACUGAUAGUGGACCUCAUUUUUCAAAACCUGAUUCAUCAGAUAUUUUAAAGGAUAAAGAGGAAAAGGAAAAGGACACUGGAGACGAACCUGAGGUAAACGAAACUUUAGAAAAUAACGCGGAUGAGAAACAAAAUAUAACAGAAACAAAUCUUCCGGAGGAUCUUGUGAAAGAGCGAGAAGCUGAUACAGAAGCUUUAAGUAGGGCGUCCGAUGAAAAUAAAGGUGAUACUCAAGUUGACAAAACAGACACAGAAGCGUAUGAGGACGACUUUGAAGAAUUAACUGAAGACGAUAAGAACAAAGUAAAUACGGACUUAGAUCAUACUGAUGUAGAUAAUCAAGAAAAUGAAAGCAAAUGUAAAGGUGAGAGUAGUGAAAAUAUAAAGACAUCCAUAAAUGAUACAGGUAAUUUAGAUGACACUGAGACUAAUAGUAAAGAACAUGAACGUACAUCUAAUGCAGGUGAGAGUAGCGAGAACUUAAAUAUAAACGAAAACGGUUCAAAAGAAACAACCGAAGAUCAGAAAAAUGCUACAGUUGAAACAAAUGUAGGUGAAAACAAAACAUCUGAUGACUCUGAUAUUAAUAUUAAAACAAAAACUGACAAGGAAAGUGUGGACAGUAACAGUAGUAAGAGUGUCAACAAAGAACGCGAAGAAAAGGAAUUAACUGAGAUUGUCAUAGACGAAGACGGUAUUCCAAAAGUAGCAAUAACAACAGUUCCUGACAGACCGCCAUCAUCACAAGCUGGUGAUUCAGAAGAUAAAUCGGAUCCUUUUGAAGAUUUCGAUUUCGACACAGCCGGUCAAGACAGAAAUAAACCAGAAUCAAAGGAAUCUGAAGAGGCAAGCCGGGCCAAGGAAGAGCAAAAGUCUGAAAAACAAGAAGAAGAAGACAGAAUGUCUGACAAAGUCGAGAUGGAGAAUGCGGGAAAGGAUGACACCGGCGAUUCUGUCAUAAACGAGAAGGACAAUGAAAGUGGAAAAGGUGAUGUAAGCGAAGCUCAAACUGGAGAACAAGAUGCUAUAGAAACAGAAGAACCCGGAACUAAAGACGAAAGUAACAAAGAAAAUGAACAAAUAGCAGAUACUAAAGUAGAUAAAACGGAAAGUCAGUCUGAUGAGCCCGCCCCGCAAAAUAAAGAUGGUGGCACAGUUACUGAGAAAGUCACCGAAAAUGACAAUUCCAAGAACAGUACCCCUAUUCCAAAAGCAGAAGAAAGAUCAAAAUCGCCAGAGCCUGUCCCAGUACCAAAACAAGAAAGUCCUUUAGAACAAAUGCUGAAGAGAAAUGUGAAAAUAGACGGCACGGUAGAUUCUGUGACGGAACUGGAGACAAACGUGACAACACUGUUAAAUAGCAUGAAAGAUGUAAUGAAAUAUUACUCAGAUUUGUUAAAAUUGCAAGCGUUGAAAGAUUUUACUAACGAUUUAGGAAAGUUUAGAGGUGAUUUCACGUCCAUUAAUGAGGCUUUCAAAAGAUGCAAUUCUAUGUCAAUGAAUGUAAACCAGCACUUAAAGGAACUGCGUCAUGUAACUGAGGAUGUGAGGGCGCAGAUUCAUAGAAAAUUUCAACAAGAAGAUCUCAGUACCUGGGUGGAUAUAUCUCCGGAGAAAGAGAAAGAAAAAGAACGCCUUCAGGAGGAGUCAGUUGCAGCGGAGAGAGCUUCUAUGGCCAAGGCUGCGGAAGCCCGCCAUGCCGUAGCUAUAGCAACUUCCGGUGUUGCCGAAGCAAACCAACUCAUAGCAGAAAUGGAAACACAGGCAGCUGAAGCGCAAGCUAUUUCUCUGAAGGCAGAAGCGCAAGCGCGCACCGCGCUGAUUGCCGCGGAGGAAGCUAAAGUUGCCGCGGAGGAGAGAAGACGAGCCGAGGAAGCGGCGAAAAAGCGAGCAGAGGAACGAGCGAGAAUUAAAGCUGCAGAAGAAGAGAAAAAGAAAGCUUUAGAAGAAAUGAAAAUUCAUCAAGAAGCUGCCGCAAAAGGAACUUCAGUUGAGGAUGAACGCAAAACUUUUAUGGAAGAGAAGAAAAGAAAAGAAGAAGAAAGGAAAAAUCCGAAGAACUGGCCUCGAUUGUCAUACAAAACUGAAGGCGUUGAUUUUAAUCCGGCAGUUGGCUGCAUUAUCCGGGCAAUUGAAGGGAGCAUGCGUAACACCGAUGUCAAGUGUUCAUAUGUAGACCAAUCAGAAGGCAUUUUAACGCUCGGAAAUACCGAGGAACUUGUCAGUAAUAUAAUCCAAGUUAAACAGACAGAAGAGGACAGGGCUUUUACGUUUGAAGAGCCCUUGUCCGUAGCCCUGCCAGUAUGUAUUAGUCGGAUACCCACGGGAAAGGAAACUGUCGUUAAACAAAUGAUGUCGAAUGGUGCAUGGAGAGAGCUUCCGACGGCAGACGUUCAGUUUGAAGAUUAUAGAGAAUUGAAGUUUGUUGAAGGGCGGUGCAGUAAAUUUGGAACAUUCGUCGUUGUAUUGAGACCUAAGAAAGACACGCUGCAGUUUCAAAAGAAAGGAUGCAAGCUUCUUUGUAGUUCGGAUUCUAGAAUUUCCUUCUCAAGCAGACCUGGAACAUUCAAGCAAAAUAUCAACGCCAUACUAGAGGUCCAGACACUAGAUUCCAAUGCUGUCCAUGACCUCAAAACGAGAUUUUCUAAAGAGUGCGAGGAUCUUCUUACUGCAAGCCCUUUUAUCAAGUUCUCCAUGCCUGUAAGGACGUUUGAGAAGCCUCUGACCCUGACCUUGCCGCUACCACAGACUCAGACCCGACAGAAAAGACCGGCGACCGGUAUUACGCGAGAGACGAGGCCAACACAAGAUCUUAGGCCGUCAACUGCACGGCCCUCGACUACAACUGAAGAGGAUGCUACAGAGGAAAUAUUUUUCCUACACCGAGACGACAAGUCAGGUUGGACUGUUAACUCGAAAAUGCAUCUUGUGCAACCAAAGUCCAAGGAUACAGUCACAUUCGACAUAACUCUUCCAUAUGAAAGGAUGCUUCUUCUAAGAACUAAGGCUGGAAAGAGAGAAACAGCUGUUGAGAAAAUGGCAACACUGCUAGAGAAUAUAACAACACAGAGAAACGUAAAGGUGAUAGUCCGUCAACGUAAUGAUGACGUUGCUGACGUCAUGGUCGCGUGUACAAGCUCUAAUAGAGCCGAAAGGACGUUGAAAUACAUGGAAGAUAAUGCUUUCACGGAAGGUCCGAACCCUAGUCCCGACAUUGUAAUAAAAGAGGGUCAGCAGUUGUACAUGAAGUUUAGGGGUAACAUGGAGUGUAUAAGCGAAAAUCCGUCGCUUAGUUUUAUCUACAACACAAAUAUUAGAGCCACAAGGGAAUUUAAAAUCAACGAAAGAGAAGAAUUUGCACAAAAGUCACUUCCCUGCUAUAGGGGAUUUGUACAGAUUUUCACGAAAGCUCUCGUACCGAAGCCUAUACCCGAAGGUGCGCCGAAAAAUGUGCAACCGGAAAUGGUUGAAGCAGAAGUGCUUCUGACCGAACUUCUUGUUGAAUUACCUAAGCCGGAAGCUGAACCACCCAAACCUUUAGCUACGGCGCCACUGCAAUUAAAGGAAGGUCCACUCACAAAUGGUGUAUUGAGGUAUAUAGCUGGUAUGUUAGGUAAAGAAUGGAAGGAGGUGGCUGCCCAUUUAGGUCUAAAACCCAUGCGGAUACAGGCUAUUCUGCGGAACCAUGUUAACAAGGACACGGCUGAGACAAGGUUCGAUAUGCUAGUGACUUGGGCAAAACGAGUCCCGAAAGCUGUAGAUAAGGUACAGAUUUUGUGUAAUGCUCUAACUGCAUGUGGACGAGGGGACGUUGCUGAGGAGGUGCGUCAUAAGGGCCAGCAGUACAAGCAACAAAGGUUCAUGAGUGCUAGAGUGUCGCAUCUCCGCCAAGCCUUCGUGAAGGUUGCAAAAACAACAGCAGUAUUCAACCACUGGAAGAACUUUGCGAAAAACCUUGGUGUUUCUGAAGACGAAAUCAAACGCAUUGACGAAUCAGGUGGUUCUGGACAAGAGAAAUGUUACAACAGUCUGGAGACAUGGAAAGACGUUGCGGGAGAAGAAGCCACGGUCACGUCUUUAGCGACGUAUCUUAAAACAGCUAAACAAGAACGAUUGUCUCGUGAUCUAGAGACAAUGGUUGCAUCGUAAACGUUUGUUAUAUACUGGUGUAUGUGUCACGUGGAGGCAAAGUUCACCUGCGAACAAACCUUGUGAUAGAAACUGAAGCUUACACAUAAUAAAAAACACGUUUAUUCAGUGUAAAGCACACCAACAUUUCAUUUUGCAUUAUAUUAGCUUUAAAAGCUAAACAGACUUACGACAUACAAUUUUACUUGUGGCGAAAACUGCAUAUUCUGAUUCUAGUGUUACAUGCUUAGUCGCGAACCUAAGUUAAACACACAAAGGUACGGAAUUUUCAAAGACUAACGAAACCUUGACUUCGCAGAGGAGAGGGACAAGUGGUUCGCAGUAUGAAAGGGAUUGACGAACAUGCUAAAGGAUGUCGUCUUACAUAUAAAAAAUAUAUUCAUCUGUUACUGUCAUCAAAGCAAUGCUGUGAUAAUCUUGCGUACUUGCGUUUGUGUCUGUUGUGCUGUAAUGUUUUAUAUUUUGUCGCAAACUGAUGUCCAAACUCUUGUUGAUUUUUAAAUUACUUGCAGUCAGAAGCAUGAUUUUGCGGCAGUUUUCUCUAUGAUACGUUUAUACAUGUCACUGUGUUUGUAUUUAGUAGAAUACGUUUUUCGUUGCAUUUUUAACUCCUCACUAGCAGAUCUAAAGUCUUUUUAACUGCUAAGAUAAUAGUACUAACUUCAAAAUUCAGUCAGAUAGUAUUGUCAUAUUGGUCUAUAAUGAACGCUUAAUAAAAAAAAGUAAAAUCAGUCGAGCGCAAAAUAUGCCAAGAAAUAUUUGUCUGUUUGAAACUAAAAACAAACCAAUUGUCUACCAAUAUUAUCUCUUAAUUCACGGCAUAUAAUGAAGUUAUUAUAACACUGUCUGUUUGUCAGACCAAUACAGUGUUCAACGAAGGCGAGUGCUUUGAUUUUGAUUGUUACUUGUGUUUAAACUCUGUUGUUGCUCUUAUGCAUGCUUACAAUAAAUAGAUAGCAAUAUU